CUCUUGGCGCUUCCUGUUUCCGGUUCCCAGAGUGGGGCACAGCGAGGCGCUAGGGGGAACGCUGGCCUCUGAAACUAGCUCUGGGACCGGGGUCUGCGGCCGGCCCCUAGCUGGCCCCGUCUCCCAUCCCCAGAAGGAUAUUCACUGGGGGUUCUGAGCUUUGGCUACUCCAGUUUCCCACGACACCGUAAAAGACAACUCUACUUAUUGGAAGUCUAGAAACCCUUGAGAUUUGUGACCUGUAGAGGCCGAAGAGGUUUCAGAGGACUACAUCAAGCCAUCAAACAGUAAAGAGGCAAGGAUGGCUCCACCCAAGCUGUCAUCAUUCUUUUUUAGGAUGUUCCCUUUCUACAGCUGCUGGAGGACUGGACUGCUACUACUACUACUCCUGGCUGUGGCAGUGAGAGAAUCCUGGCAGACAGAAGAAAAAACUUGCGACUUGGUAGGAGAAAAGGGUAAAGAGUCAGAGAAAGAGUUGGCUCUAGUGAAGAGGCUGAAACCACUGUUUAAUAAAAGCUUUGAGAGCACUGUGGGCCAGGGUUCAGAGACAUACAUCUACAUCUUCAGGGUGUGCCGGGAAGCUGGCAACCACACUUCUGGGGCAGGCCUGGUGCAAAUCAACAAAAGUAAUGGGAAGGAGACAGUGGUAGGGAGACUCAACGAGACUCACAUCUUCAACGGAAGUAAUUGGAUCAUGCUGAUCUAUAAAGGGGGUGAUGAAUAUGACAACCACUGUGGCAAGGAGCAGCGUCGUGCAGUGGUGAUGAUCUCCUGCAAUCGACACACCCUAGCGGACAAUUUUAACCCUGUGUCUGAGGAGCGUGGCAAAGUCCAAGAUUGUUUCUACCUCUUUGAGAUGGAUAGCAGCCUGGCCUGUUCCCCAGAGAUCUCCCACCUCAGUGUGGGUUCUAUCUUACUUGUCACGUUUGCAUCACUGGUUGCUGUUUAUGUUGUUGGGGGGUUCCUAUACCAGCGACUGGUGGUGGGAGCCAAAGGAAUGGAGCAGUUUCCCCACUUAGCCUUCUGGCAAGAUCUUGGCAAUCUGGUAGCAGAUGGCUGUGACUUUGUCUGCCGUUCUAAACCUCGAAAUGUGCCUGCAGCAUAUCGUGGUGUGGGGGAUGACCAGCUGGGGGAGGAGUCAGAAGAAAGGGAUGACCAUUUAUUACCAAUGUAGAUUGCACUUUAUAUGUCCAGCCUCUUCCUCAGUCCCCCAAACCAAAGCUACACAGCCAAAUUUCUCAAGCAGUCUCAACUCUAGUCCCUCAUCUCACCCUUACUAUUGCUCUUGCUUUCCAGUUUGCUUUUGAUUUGCAUCUUCUCACUGGUAAAACUGCCUUCUCUUUGUUCCUUAUUUUCUGUUUUUUUCUCUAGAGAGGUACAGUUGUAAGUCAGAGUUAAUAUAAUAGGGCCUGUGAAAACAGAGGCUUUUGCACUGUCUCUUGACAUCAGAAGGUACAGUAGACACAUGGGCAAAAUGGUGUGGCAGGCUCACUGGCCCUUUGUUUUUUAAACACAUUUUCACAAGUUUUUGAGACACUGGAUUUCUUUAAUUAAAAAAAAAUGCCAAGAAACAUUAUUUAUACAGGUUUGAUUGCUUUCAUGUUGUUAUUCUGCACCCUAUAGUAGCCUCCAUGAGAAUCUGGUAUUUCUUGCUGCUUGGAACUACUUUGCAGUGAUUACUUGGUUGCAGUCCAAGUACUCUCGUUUAGUCUGAGCCUGGAGAUGUUCUAGACUUGCUUCUCCCACCUCUGGGAUUAGGACAGGAAAAAUGUGAAAUUUCCCAAUUACAGGAUUAUACGGUACCAUCACAUCAUUUGUGGAAACUGGAGUGACUGUAUAGCUGGGAUUGGGCUAAGGAUUGUGGUCUUAUCUGUCCACAUACAGCCAAAAUGCCUAUCCAGAAAUCCAGUCCGUUGGAAAGGAAAAUUGGUACUCCUGUGCCAUAGGGGUUCCAGAAAAGGGAAGUCACUUUACCUUGCGGUGGUGGGAUCCUGAUGUCUUUCAUCCAUUUGUAGUAAAAGCUGGUAAAGCUUUUCUUACUCCUGGUUCCCUAUACCAGUAUUUCUAAACAUAUGUCGCACUUUCUCCACAGGCAUGUGGUUUUGACCUUUUUUUCAAUCUUCUAGAAAGGGAACGGAAGCAGAAGUGGGACAUCGAGGGCUCUGCUGUCCUCUGCGCUGGGUGUGGAAUGCUGCUGCACCUGUCCCUUCUGCUGGCUCAGGGAAGUGUCUUCUUGCCCACAUUUCUGUGGGGAAAGGUUUUUAAUCCUCUGAUGCUUCCAUCUUCCUGUUUAGGCCAUGUGCCCAGAAACCUGGACUGAUCUUUCUUUAAUAGUGAACCCCUGGGCCACUGAAGAGUAACAUGGCUCCACUGGACACAAAAGAGGGAUGGAAUCAACAGGCAGGGGGCCUUUUAUAAGCCUUAGGAAAAGAAAAUGAAACUAUUUCAUCUUUGGACUUUUCAAUACUAUUGGAGUGAUUUUUUUCUUUCUAAACAGGGAAAAUAAUGUUACAAAAGCAUCUUUUUUGUUAUUUGUUUGCAUCCCUCCCCCACACCCUGGUGUUUUAAAAUGAAGAAAAAAAACCAUCACUUUUUGUACAAAAACUCUUAAUGAUUAAAAAACAAACAAAA
Messenger RNA from Pongo pygmaeus (Bornean orangutan), 2631 nucleotides. It is a transcript of the gene M6PR, whose product is annotated as mannose-6-phosphate receptor, cation dependent. Gene Ontology annotation, molecular function: protein domain specific binding. Gene Ontology annotation, cellular component: trans-Golgi network; Golgi apparatus; endosome. NCBI's taxonomy places the organism in Eukaryota, Metazoa, Chordata, Mammalia, Primates, Hominidae. Gene Ontology annotation, biological process: protein targeting to lysosome. The record is from RefSeq and is a predicted model, not a curated record. The transcript is spliced from 8 exons. Bases 302 to 1174 code for a protein of 290 amino acids.